Sclerotinia sclerotiorum 1980 UF-70 is the source of this 969-nucleotide messenger RNA. RefSeq lists its product with no specific name. The record is from RefSeq and is a predicted model, not a curated record. The coding region runs from base 1 to 969 and encodes 322 amino acids. NCBI's taxonomy places the organism in Eukaryota, Fungi, Ascomycota, Leotiomycetes, Helotiales, Sclerotiniaceae. The transcript is spliced from 5 exons.
AUGUCUCUCGAAACUACAGAGCUUGCUUGUACCUCUGCGCCUGAUGAUAUUUUACAUCUCAUAUUCCAGGAACCCCAUCCUACAACUGUAAUCCGUGAAGCGCGAUCUCCGGAUGGUGGCAACGUUUGGGUAUUUCAAGAUUCCAUUAUCGCCCAAGAUGCACAGAUUAGUGGUUCUCCGAUGAUAUGCUACUAUGUAGACAAAGACCCAGGUUUCCAGAAGGGACCCACAAUUCAUGUUCUUUACAUGACUGAGGAUAGACAAUUGAUGGAGAAAGUCAAGCAUUUAGAGGGACACACACCAAUUUGGACGGAUGUCAAGGUUCCUGAUGAUAUCAAGAAACGUCCGGAUUUAAUCUCGAGAUUAACAGGUGGAGCGUUCAAUGGAAAUAGCGAUUGGAAUGUGAAUGGAUCGCAAUGGCUUUACUUUACACAAGAACAAGAUGACCAACUUGGCAUUGCUGAAAUUCGACGUUCAGGAGGAAAAGAUUGGUAUUUCCAGAGAGUUCUCCAUGAGAAACAGGGUGAGAUACUUCAAGGCACCUCUUUAGCCUGCGAGAUCACGGAGAAAAACAUCAGAGUAUUUUUCCAGCAACAUGACGGCAGCAUCUGUCUGUAUGAGUAUAAGGAAGGUGAUUGGCACGAUCAAGGCAUCUACAUCAAGAAAGAGGAAGUCCAACCUCCAUAUCAAAACCCCACACCACUUGCCUGCACCAUGACCAAGAACGGAUGUAUCCAUCUAUUCUUUGCCGGCUUUGACGAAAACAACAAGCACAAGAUUAGACACUAUAAAGAUGGUAAGAAACAGGACGAUGUGACGGAUUUCUUCUCAGGGUCGAAAUUGGGCUGUACUUCGGAUAAUAAUGAGGUUACUUUGUUCUAUAGGAGGAAGCAACCUGAGAAUGAUGUGGGUACGAUGGUGUAUUCGGAUGGGAAAUGGAAGGAUGGUGCUACUGUUAUCCCUGCAUGA